Aspergillus homomorphus CBS 101889 is the source of this 2042-nucleotide messenger RNA. RefSeq lists its product as uncharacterized. NCBI's taxonomy places the organism in Eukaryota, Fungi, Ascomycota, Eurotiomycetes, Eurotiales, Aspergillaceae. Bases 308 to 1852 code for a protein of 514 amino acids. The record is from RefSeq and is a predicted model, not a curated record. The transcript has a single exon.
GCGACUGACGCUUUCCUCCAGAUCUCCCACGACUUCCUUCGUUCUUUUGCGGGACGAGCUAUCGCCUCAUUGUCUGACUGACGAAGACAUGCAGCACUUAAAGGAAGAGGCCAACAGGGCUCUGACAGCAACCGUGGUGGACUUCCCUUGACUCGAAACCUGACUGUGACAAUACAAUGCGUUUUGUUAGGAUCUCCAGAAUGUCCCGUCCACGAACGGUAAAGAGGAGGUGGUCCUCAGGUAUUUAUAGAUCAUUCCAUCUUCUUCUCUCUGAAAGUAGUGAAUUUCUCGCUCCAGAGUCUUCAAGAUGUACGACCAAGCAGAAUCAAUUGGAGAAAGGGAAGACUUCGGUCAUUGCACAGCGCUUUUGAGUCUCAUUGACUCCGACUUUCUGGACCCGAAGGCAGGCCGGCACCUGACUGUGCUCGACUGUAGGCCCGAGCAUCUGUCAACAGUUGCCCGAUACCUACACAGGUAUCGCUCUAAGGCUGUUAAAGUCAAGUAUCUCUGUCUGGGGAAGACCGUCCCGUUUACAGAUUACGACUUUGCUCGCCCACCGCCACAACCCUUGGACAACUUCGUAUGGAGCCUGAUCAAACAAUUCACUGACAGCUCGACGGAGGUUCAACAAUGGAGAAACCACCUGAUGAGCUAUAUUAAUCCCGAUCCGUGGAUUGCGCUGAUUCUAUAUCCUGUUCCCAAUAUCGAGCGCCUGGAAUGGUUCUGGGGAGGCCGUUGCACCCAGUUUACAGAACGGCUGCUGAACUUUGCAUCGGAGGACCCUCUACUUACAUACCAAAGAGGCCGACCGGAGUUUCUGCAAAUGCUCCGCGAAGUCUCCUUCAAGGUUACCUCUUCAUCGGGUGACGGAGACCCUUGGACUUUUGACCGUGGAUACCACCCCGAGAAGCUUGCCCCGUACUUUCGGCUUCCGUCGUUGCAAUCGCUCACCGGGCAAUUGUUGCUGUGUUCGGAUCACUCCAUCCUGGGGGAUGCACUGGCGCCAGCGGACUCGUCGUCCAUCACACAUCUGGAGAUUCAGCAAGGCGACUCCAUACGGGCCUUCGCGUAUAUGAUUCUACCAUGCACCAACCUCAAGUCGUUCAAGCUCACCUACCAGGUGGGCAGCUUGCCCGGUCAAGGUUAUGAAUGCCUUUAUACCGACCGAUCAUCUGGGCGUGGUCUGCGGCCAGACAGGUUCGUCGAGAUACUGUCCUCUAAGUCAGCGACUCUCGAGACGUUGUGUCUGGACACCUCGCAAAGUGACCUACCGGACCAAAGCCCAAGGGGCAAUAAAAUGCCACCUCUCAAAUCGCUGACCCACUUCCGGGUCCUCAGGCAUCUACAGCUCCCCAUGGAAGCAUUCAUCGGAAGCCUUGAAGAUCAUGCACAGAAAGUUUCAGGUCCAGAAUAUUCUCUGGCAGACCAGCUACCCGCAUCGCUCGAGACCCUGCGCAUCACAAACUGGGAUUUCGCGCGCGAGGAGGAAAUGCUGGCGCAGCUCCUCGGGGUGGUCUGCGCCCCGGACCGCAUCCCGUUCCUGGCCCAGAUCGCAAUUCAGGGGAUGUUAUUCUUCGAUCCCGACAAAUAUCCUUGUGGUUAUCUGGGCGAGGAUGGACGUCCAUACCCUUCUGGGGAUCUCUACCACUCGACCCACGAGCUCGCGAGCGUCUGCGAUAUGCUCGGCAUUUGUCUGACUUGGCAUCACACGCAACCCCCCGUCGAUGAGAGUCGGCGGAAUGAGGAUGUGCACCUAAAAGGGCUUGUGAAAUGUUCCAAAUAUCGUUGUAGAGACCGAGGCGAUUUAUACGACUACGAUCCGGCUUUCAGCUGGUCCGGGUUCAGGUAUUAGUCCGACUUUGAGUUAAGGUAUUCCUGGGGAAUUGGGGAGACUGUGGAGAAUUGUCCCGCCUUUGCUCUACUUGGGUCUUCUUUGACCGUUUCCGUGUGCAUGCGUAUGCGGUAUUUCCUCGUACAACGUAGUAGCUAGCAAUCGAUUUCCAAGCGGCCUUAUCAAUAAUCAUAAACCAUUCUCUAAUCCC